Molecule: messenger RNA, 2085 nt
Organism: Aedes albopictus (Asian tiger mosquito)
Lineage: Eukaryota; Metazoa; Arthropoda; Insecta; Diptera; Culicidae
Product: NADPH-dependent diflavin oxidoreductase 1
Exons: 4
Coding region: 275-2020 (581 amino acids)
Cellular component (GO): cytosol
Molecular function (GO): FMN binding; NADPH-hemoprotein reductase activity; flavin adenine dinucleotide binding
Source: RefSeq, a predicted model, not a curated record
UUAUUGCUUGUUAUCGGGUGCAUCUUCUGGUGCUGCCUCUCAGCCCUUCAUUUGCUUCCUUCGCGUGCAGUACCUAGUUGAUGUUCCGCGCAGUGGACGUUUACAGUUAUUUAUCACUACUUUGUUAUCACUCUUUUAGCCACAGGUCGUCAUAAAGUAGAUUGUGCAAAUUUGUUCAAAUCGCCCCACAGAUUCGAAGUAAUCUGAAGAUAGGUUUCUAUCCACACUGAGUGUUAUUCUGAUAAGAUUUUCAGGUGAAGAAAUCAUAAAUUCAAUGUCGGCGAGACAACUAACUAUCUUGUACGGAAGUCAAUCCGGAACAGCGCAAGACCUCGCCGAACAGAUAUGGCGUGAUUCCAAAUUGUAUCACCUGAAAGGGUCCGUAUCGGCCAUGGAUGAGUACGAUAUUUCGAAACUCAUCCAGGAGCGAUUCGUAGUCAUGGUUUGUUCCACCUAUGGCCAAGGCGAGGAACCGGACAAUAUGAAACGUUUUUGGAAAUUUCUCCUGCGAAAAAGCCUUCCUGCGGAUUCACUGCGCGGAAUGUUCUUUGGAGUGCUUGGGCUGGGAGAUUCAAGAUAUCCUAAGUUCAACUACGUUGCGAAGCGUCUACACAAAAGACUGCUUCAAUUGGGCGCAUCCGCUUUACUUCCGGUGGGACUGUGUGAUGAUCAGCAUGACUUGGGAUACGGUGCCGUUUUUAUGCCUUGGAUGACUAACUUCUGGAGCAAGUUGAUUGAACUGAGUCCAAUACCUGACGGGUUGCGAAAAUUGGACGAGACCCCUCGGGAGUAUCGGUGGACUGUUGAACCUUGGUCAGGUUCAGCUAGUGAAGAGGCAGACAUGUACGCAGAAGUAAGAGUUGAUAACCUGUUUGUCACCACAGUGGAAGCAAACAAGCGUACUACAGCCGAGGAUCAUUUUCAAGAUGUGCGAUUUAUUACAUUUGCGAAGAAAAGUGUUGACUGGAAUCCAGGCGACGUGGUGUAUGUUAGACCUCACAAUUCUUACGAAGAUGUGGACCGAUUGUUUGAGUUGUUCCAGGAACACAAUCUUGGACUGAACAAGGACACGGUUGUUUUGGUGAAGGAAAUUGAUUCAGAAAUGCCCGUUCCUGCUAUCCUUCGAAAACCCUUACCGCUGGAACGUAUCGCUCUACAGUACUGGGAUCUGACAGCCAUACCACGUGCUCGUGCAUUUGCCGUUUUAGCUCGGACGUGUCCCAACGAAUUGGAAUGCGAAAAGCUACAGGAAUUUUCCAGCUACGAAGGUCAGGAAGAAUUGUUCUCCUAUGCCAACCGCCCGAGACGAACCAUUCUGGAAGUGCUACAAGAUUUCCCUCAUGCCAGUGCGGCACUAACACUGGCGGCACUGUUCGAGUUGUUUCAACCCAUCAAACCGAGAGCCUUUUCCAUUGCUUCUUCGGCGGCGAGUGGAAAGUUGCAGAUUCUGGUUGCUGUCAUCGAGUAUCGUACGAAGCUAAAAGAACCCAGAAAGGGAUUGUGUUCGAACUGGUUGAAGCGCUUGCAACCAGGGGAUUCUCUACGAGUUUGGACUAGGAAGGGGACAUUCCAGCUGCCGGCAGAUCCAACAAUCCCCAUAGUGAUGGUUGGCCCAGGAACUGGUUUGGCGCCAUUCCGGUCAAUCCUUCAGGAAAGGGAGUUGCUUGCGGACCGGCGAAAAAGCGGACCAUUGGUUUUAUUCUUUGGCUGUCGCAAAGCUGCGGCCGACUUUCAUUUGGAAGAAGAUUUACGACGAAUGGAAAACUCAGGCCUUCUGACGUUGUUCUGUGCAUUUUCCCGGGAUCAGAACGACAAGGUGUACGUACAGCAUGUGAUCAGGAAGCAAGGUGACUUGCUAAAGAAACUUUUGAUGGAGCAGAACGGAAUGUUUCUGUUGUCCGGCAGCUCAAAGAACAUGCCUGAAGCAGUGAGGGAAGCCCUGGGUGAAGCGAUUGGGAGUUCUCUAUAUGUGGAAGAUAUGCUGAAAACUGAACGAUAUCAGGAAGAGACUUGGGCUUAGCUCAAACCCCGUUUAUGUUAUUAGAUACUUAUUCUAGAUAAUACAAAAUCUACUACUCAGUGAAA